AAAAAACUUCAAAGUUUGGCAUCAUAGCUUACACUCUCAAAGUUUGAAUUAUGGAUCCAUAAGAGUAUUUGUAGUCAAAAAAAGGUUAGUCAAUAGCAAUAUAUUAAAUUAAAAAAUUGCAUAUAGAAGAUAAGAGGGAAGCGAUGGAAAGUGUAAACUGCAAAGGCAGUCAGUCAGAAUCCAGAAAUGGACAAGUCACCACUCUUAUUCUUCCAAAUCACCUUAUUCCUUCUCAUCCAAUCACUCCUUGCCACGUCACACCCCAUCCCCGUUACGGUUUCCGUCACCGACUUCGGUGCCGCCGGCGACGGAAUCCGCUAUGACACCUCAUCAAUCCAGUCCGCCAUCGACUCCUGUCCAUCCAGCGUCCCCUGCCGCGUCAUCUUCCCGGCACCGGGAAAGUACCUGACGGCAACCGUGUUUCUGAGAUCCGGCGUGGUGCUUAACGUGGAAACCGGUGCCACCAUCCUUGGCGGGGCGAGGCUUGAAGAUUACCCGAAGGAGUCGUCAAGAUGGUACGUGGUGUUGGCGGAGAAUGCGACGGACGUUGGAAUCGAAGGCGGUGGCGUGGUUGAUGGACAAGCGGAGAAAUUCGUAGUGAGAUAUGAUCCGAGGAAGAAUAUAAUGGUGAGCUGGAAUCAAAGUGGGGCUUGCUUGGGUGAUGAAUGUAGGCCUAGACUUAUCGGUUUCCUUGGCUGCCGUAACGUUAGUCUCUCCAACAUUACUCUCAACCAACCUGCUUAUUGGUGCUUACACUUGGUACGGAGUGAAAACAUAUCAAUUAAGGACAUAGCAAUAUAUGGAGACUUGAAUAUACCAAACAAUGAUGGGAUUGACAUUGAGGACUCAAACAACACUGUAAUCACUGGAUGCCACAUUGAUACAGGGGAUGAUGCUAUCUGUCCAAAGUCAUCCACUGGCCCUGUAUACAAUCUAACUGUCACCAACUGUUGGAUUCGGUCCAAAUCUUCUGCAAUCAAAUUCGGCAGUGCUAGUUGGUUUGAUUUCAAGCAUUUUGUGUUUGAUAAUAUCACUAUUGUUGAUUCCCACAGAGGGCUUGCAUUCCAGAUCCGUGAUGGAGGAAAUGUAAGUGACAUAGUUUUCUCAAACAUAAAUAUAAGCACAAGAUACUAUGACCCAUUAUGGUGGGGAAGAGCAGAGCCUAUUUAUGUCACAACUUGUCCACGAGACUCAACCUCAAAGGAGGCUUCAAUCUCAAAUGUUCAUUUCAUCAACAUCACAGCAAACUCUGAAAAUGGAAUCUUCCUCUCUGGUUCAAAGAGAGGAUUGUUGAGAAAUUUGAGCUUCAUCAACAUGAAUAUCACUUACAGAAGGUUCACUAGUUAUGCUGGUGGGUUGUUUGACUAUAGACCAGGAUGCCAAGAAUUGGUUAAACACAAGACUGCGGGGAUGAUGAUGGAGCACAUUGAAGGUCUUGAGGUUAGAAAUGUAGAAAUGAGAUGGGAAAAUAAUGAACUAGAGGAUUGGAAUAAUCCUAUGGAGUUUAGACCAUCUACUGUGAAUAAUAUCUAUUUCUCUAAUUUUAAUUCUGUUUUGUAUUCAAAUAGCAAAUCAAGUUAAUAACUUGUGGCUUUUAAAAAAAAAAAAUUAGUAACUUUUGUGUCUGCAUAUGGAAAAGGAUUACAUGGGUCUCUUAACAAUCGAGGGAACUGGGGAAAGUUCAAAAGAGGGAAGAAGCAUUUGCUUUGUGCAUCUAGAAAAAUAAAGAUUGGGAUGUUACACUGUUUCAUUGUACAAUAUGAUUGCAUUUUAUCAUUCAAAAAUACGUGAUUGUAAGGCCUUCCAAUUAUUUAUAUCAUUGUGUUAUUCCAUUGUCUCUUUCAA
Messenger RNA from Cicer arietinum (chickpea), 1845 nucleotides. RefSeq lists its product as uncharacterized. Lineage: Eukaryota; Viridiplantae; Streptophyta; Magnoliopsida; Fabales; Fabaceae. The record is from RefSeq and is a predicted model, not a curated record. Gene Ontology annotation, biological process: carbohydrate metabolic process. Gene Ontology annotation, molecular function: polygalacturonase activity.